GUAACGUAAUGGUGUAACACAGUAACCCAGCUUUGUGGCUGUGGAUACGUCGCUGUAGGGGUUAAAAACGGACACGGACUACUAAAAAGAAAGACUACGAAUAUGAAAAUAUUCUGGUGUGGUUCGCGUUGCGUUUGCGGAGUUCGGAGUGGCGAGGAAAGCGGCGCAUUGACCUGCAAGCUGAGUUUUGUUUUAUUCAACCUGGUGGAACGGGGAAGACGUAAUGUGUCCCAAACCAAAGACUAAGUUAGUGCUGAGAAUGGAUAGGGUCAAUGGAUACAUUUUUGUCUGCAAAGGGAAUGUGUAGGGUGAGCAUAAGAUUCUAUGAUAGCUCAUUAAUAUCUGUAGAGUAGCUUAGCUAGAAAGAAACCGGGUCGGGUUCGAACAGAUGUGAUCGAAGAAGGGACACAUUAACUGGAUCGUUAGCUGUCAGUCUGUUAUUUAAGUGGCGCAUGCAAUACUAUUACACAGACAAUACUAUCACCCCUCGCUGCUUUGCCAAAAAAGCAACCUAUUUUCCCGUGGGACGUUUUUUCGGUGACAUAACCCAGCCACAAUGGAUAUGCUGGAGUGUCCGCUCUGCCUCUUCCUGAUGUGCGAGCCGGUGACCAUGGCGUGCGGCCACACGUUCUGCCGGAGGUGCGUGGGGGGCUACCUGCCGUCCAAAUGCCCGUCGUGCAAAGAGAGGUUAAAACAAAGAGAGGUGAAAAGCAUGAAGAACAACGUCCUGCUCAUCAGCAUUAUCGAGAAGUGCUGCCCCGACGAGACAAAGACAAAGUGCCAAGUACAGGAGAAGCUCAAAUCUAACGACUUCACGGAAGCUUUACGCAUCGCCAACGAAGGGUUACACUUAGUCCCACAUGAUCAGAGUUUGAAAAUGGACCGAGCUGAAGCCAACUGGGGCCUGAUGCGUUUCUCUGAUGCCCUGAAAGACCUCGACUACCUCUGCUGCCUUCGCCCUAACUGGACUGAGGGCUUUUUUCGUAAAGGGAAUGUACUGCUGGAAAUGGGUCAGCAGACAGAUGCCCUCAUCCAGUUCCACCGUUGCCUAAAACUCCAAGCUGACUUUGCCCCUGCAAAGAGCCAGAUCAAGAAGGUUCUGGAGGCAGAGGGGAGGGCAGUGCCAGAAGAGGUGUCCUGCAUCUUGCAAGUGGUGUCCGAGUACCUGAAAGGGACCUGCCCCAUUACCAGUCUCAGUGGCUCCCAGGUGCCAACUCACCCUGACAAUCAGGUGUGUGGGGAUGAAGGUGAGGGAAAAGGAAGGAGAGAGGCACACCAGGGUUCCAAGGUGAAGCAUGAUACGGGUACAGAGUGCUGCCUCAGCCUCUGCCAAGCUGUCUCCUUCCUCCCUGCUGCUGAGGAGGACGAGGAGAUGAUGAUGAGGAGGGAAGACAGAGGUGAAAGUGGUCAGAGCAGGGAGAAAACUCUGAGUGUUCUCACCGUGUCAGACUUUGAGUGCCCUCUCUGCAUCAGGUUGUUUUUUGAGCCAGUCACCACUCCCUGUGGUCACACCUUCUGCAAAAACUGCAUAGAGAGGAGUCUGGACCACAACCUCCGCUGUCCCCUCUGUAAACAGCCACUACAAGAGUACUUUAAAAACAGGAAGUACAACCCCACAGUUCUGCUUCAGGACAUCAUGACCAGCCUUUUUCCCUCGCAGUUAGCAGAGAGGAAACAGGUCCAUGAAAUGGAGAUGGCAGAACUGUCCAAUCUAACUAAGGACAUCCCUAUAUUUGUUUGCACGGUGGCGUACCCUGGCGUGCCCUGCCCCCUGCACAUCUUUGAACCUCGAUAUCGGCUGAUGAUGCGUCGCUGCAUGGAGACUGGCACCAAAAAGUUUGGGAUGUGCAGCUAUGAGCAUGGCAAGGGGUUUGCAGACAAUGGCUGCAUGUUGGAGAUCCUCAGCCUGGAGCUGCUGCCUGAUGGACGCUCCUUUGUGGACGCAGUUGGCUGCAGCAGGUUUAAGGUGCUGAAGAGAGGUCAGCGAGAUGGCUACCACACCGCUGAUAUCGAGUACCUGGAGGACCUGAAGGUUGAUGGCAGUGAGUUGGAGCUUCUAGAGGGUCUCCAUGACAGUGUGUACCAGCAGGCUCAGGACUGGUACCAGCGUCUGGGCAUCCGCAUCCGCGAGCAGAUCAACAGACAGUACGGCAACAUGCCAGACAAGGAUGAGGACAUUCAGGCCUCUUCCAAUGGUCCGGCCUGGUGCUGGUGGCUGCUGUCCGUCCUGCAGCUGGACCCUGCCUAUCAAACCACUGUCCUGUCCCUGACCUCCCUCAAAGACCGCUUGGGACACCUCCGCCUUGUCCUGGAGUACUUUUCUCAGAGCUAGACCCUCCCUUAGCUCAGUGGUAUUGUGACAAUGAUAAACCAAUGAAUCCAUCCACACAGAGAUUGGAGCUGGGUCUGCCCUGCAUCACCAAAUCCUCUGGUUAAUAGCAGAAGUGAUUUUUACACAUUACAGUUGUACAUUGGGCUUGUUUGGGAGUUUGCAUGUGUUCUUUACACCUUCAUCAUCCCCAUGGGUUCAGAGUAUUUCCUUAAUACACGUUGUACUUGGCUGACCAAAGAUGCUUCUUGCUUAGGUCCAUUGAAGGUGGAAUUAUUAAUUCUUGAUCAACUAAAUCAGUUUAUAAGACUAAGCACCAGGUGUCACUGUUUUUUCUCCCAAUUAUUGUAUACAUGAGGAACAUGCAGCAUCAGCCAACCUUGGAUAGUAUGCUGAGCUGUUAUGUAUGGCUAUUCAAAUCAGACUCUUUGCAUUAACAUAGCGUGGUUUGGGAAUUAACAUAACUAGCAAACACACUUUGUAGAGAUUUUUAGACAAUGUUUCAGGACUAUGAGCAUCAUUAUUACAGUGAUUUGGAUAUUAGCCAUAGGGCACUGCUUGUAACUCCGGUACUUUAGUUGCGUCUAUUGGUCUUGGCAGCAAUUGACUAUGGCUCAUUUUAUACUAUUAAAUAAUGUAGAUGUCCCUAUUUAGUAUUAGACAUUGCAAUAAUAAUUUAUAGUUUCACAUGAAAGGGCAAUGAUUGGAGUAUCUUUUUUUAAUAAUGAGAACUGCUGCUGCGUGACUUUCUGGAUUUGUCAUCAAGUGGCGGGAAAAGUCUGAAAUAAUGACAUUGAGGAGAUCAGGAAUGGGAGGCGUGCUGUACCAGCUUUGUUUUACAGUAUGGUCCUGUGUGAUGAUGCAGCUCUGUAUGUAUGCCUGUCAGCUGUAAAUAAGUACUUUUCUCUGGCGCCAUUUUCAUGAUCUCAUUAUCCAUUUUUUAAAUUUCAUAUGGCGUGGUGUCAGCAUUGAAAAUGGCUACUGUCAGUGGUUAGGAAUUAAUGUGGGACAAAGUGUUUACCAUCUGUUGUGUAGAAAUAGCUGUAAAAUAAUUUAGUGAGUGUUUGACGAGGUGCCUGGACCUAGAUGCAUCUCCCCAUGUGUGGCCCCUCUCCUACCAGACAUGCUGCCUUUGAGUGCCUGGGCCAGCAGGAGGCUGCAAGUCUUACACUUUCUAUGUUUUCCUCUUUUUUUCUUGAUUGAUUUUUUAUUCAACAUAGUGCUACAUUCCACGGAAUGGCGCCGCAGCAAUGUGGCGAACAAAUACAAGCUUUAAAGGAAUACUUCCUCCUCUAAAUGAAAAUGUUAAGGGACGUUUUUGCCCCCAUUUACUUAAAUUCAUCAAGAAUGUUUUCCAGUUUUGUUAUUCUUCCUUUAUCGUGUAGGCAAUAAAAAUAGUUUUCUUCAAGAAUUCAGAGAAAGUAAUUAAUAUACAAAUGGUCAUUUUUGGGGUGAAGUAUUUCUUUAACUGAGUGAAGCAUAAGAGCUUUUUUUUACCUUGAUAAAUGUGCCAUAGAUAUACCCAUGUUAUGUGAUUUAAAGGAAUAGUUUAUCUUCUCUACACCAUGAACUCUGAUGUUAGUCAUCAACCCUCUUGCCUUCUGUAUGGUGGAUAUUGAACUACUGUCUCUUCAUGACCAACAUAUCACCUUGAACAGUCAGAAUUAGAAAACAUACUCAUAGAUACAGUUUGUGUGAUGCAGUACAGCAGCCCUGCUUGUGUGGUAAAUAUAUAAAAUGGUAAAAUAAAAUAAAAUGGGUAAUCGUGAGAUAUGCUCAGAAAUAUUCCACUUGGGCCAACCAAUGCAUAGACUAUUGGAUAGUGGAGCAGUAUUGGUUACCUAAAAAACAGACUGACCACUGAACUCCUGGACACUUACACUAUUUAAGAUCAAGGAACACUUUCUCUGAAGAUGGAUGAAUUGACCUUAGUUAAUACGCUGACAUUUGUAUAGCCCUCCAGGAUCGAGAUUUAAGUGAAAGACUUUACAGUGCCAGAUAUCACAGCUUGUUUUUAAGCUAUAAUUGUUGAUUUCACUGAAAAGAACAUGAAUCAUAAAAGGUCACUUUCUUGCUGCUACCAGAAAUUAUCAACGUUCUCUCACAGAUAAAAAGGGAUUGAGAUACUAUAGAAUAUUUGAAUUACUUGCCUUGUAAACCCUUGUGGUAACUGCAUGACUACAAGCCCACAGACAUUGAGGUGAGUUCCUCUGGCCUCUUUUAAUUAUCAGAACAUCUUUGUUAGGGUCUGUAUUUUAUUUUCUGAAUCUCAGCUGCAGUUUGACUCUCUUUUUCAAAUCAUUCAUAUUUUGCCUGUCUCUUUUAUUUCUUAUAGAUGCCAACUUUAAAGGAAUAAAUUGGUGAUCACAGUAA
This is a messenger RNA of Eleginops maclovinus (Patagonian blennie), 4702 nucleotides long. RefSeq names its product LON peptidase N-terminal domain and ring finger 4 (gene lonrf4). Gene Ontology annotation, biological process: protein ubiquitination. The record is from RefSeq and is a predicted model, not a curated record. Gene Ontology annotation, molecular function: protein binding; ubiquitin protein ligase activity. NCBI's taxonomy places the organism in Eukaryota, Metazoa, Chordata, Actinopteri, Perciformes, Eleginopidae. Bases 557 to 2332 code for a protein of 591 amino acids. The transcript is spliced from 12 exons.